Messenger RNA from Cucurbita maxima (winter squash), 823 nucleotides. Its product is annotated as membrane-anchored ubiquitin-fold protein 3-like. The record is from RefSeq and is a predicted model, not a curated record. Lineage: Eukaryota; Viridiplantae; Streptophyta; Magnoliopsida; Cucurbitales; Cucurbitaceae. The coding region runs from base 203 to 559 and encodes 118 amino acids. The transcript is spliced from 5 exons. Gene Ontology annotation, molecular function: protein binding.
AAUUCGAGAAAGAAAUAUACACAUUGGAUUAAUAUUCUUCUUCCCAAAAAGCCUGCAGCCGGGAGGAAAAACUGCCUUGGCCUGAUCGACGCCUUCACAAGCUUCGUUGCUGUUGGAAUUGCUUUCAAUUCCUUCUAGGGCAUCCGAUCAAUUCAAGGUCGGGAUCCAACACUUGUACCUGAUUUGAGGAUACUCAACUCAGAUGCCGGAGGACGAUUUUAUUGACAUUAAGUUCAGGCUCUACGAUGGUUCUGAUAUUGGACCCUUUCGAUACUCGUCCGCAUCGACAAUAGAUGUGCUCAAGCAGAGAAUAGUGUCCGAUUGGCCCAAAGGCAAAACAAUCACUCCGAAGGCAGCCAAUGAAGUAAAACUGAUAAGUUCUGGAAAAAUUUUGGAAAAUAACAAGACUGUUGGUCAGUGUAAAUUACCUUUUGGUGAGUCCACGGGAGGAGUCACCAUAAUGCAUGUUGUUGUACAGCCAUCCCUAGCGAAAGCUAAGACAGAGAAAAAGACUGACAAUUCACAACAGAAGAUCGUCUGCUCCUGUUCCAUACUUUGAAACACAACACCAGUCAUAUGAUUCGUUUGAGAUAACAUGGCAAUGCCUUCGGUCUUAGAGAUAGAUGCAUCUGUUUGAACAGAGGAUUCGGCGGGGGGAAUCAACAGUGGCGGGAAACUGCAGCCGAAGGAAGUGUGAAAGGCCCUUCUACAUGGCGGGUUCGUUUACAUUUACAUACCUUUCUUUAUAGCUUUGACGUGUGUCCCUCAAAAUUCACGACUUAGAUGUAGUCAUUGAAUAUGGUGAAAUUAUUUUAAAAGUAAA